AUUCAAACCACCAUCGCCAUUUCGACAACAAUAUGGCGGCAAAGGCGCGCCAAUUGAGCGAAGUGAUCGAGAUUCCAGACUCACCUACGACUACACGGCGCGUUGCCAAAACGACGCCACCGCCAAAGCUUCUAGUCGCUUCCCAUGGCGCACAGCUGGAUGAUGACAUCAGUCGGCGCCAAAUCGAGAAGGCACUGAGGCGGAACGGUUGGAAAUACAUUGAAGGAGACUUGUUUGGCGGCGCGUACUGCACACCGCAUGUUAAGUUGAUCAAGGCCACGGGCAAGCUGUCUGGUGUCAACGGAGCCGACUACUUUGAUAGCCUUGAAUCGUUUGAAGAGCACGUUCGCACCACGCCUGAGCUCAUGAAUCUCGUUCGCCGUGAGGUUGAGAGUGGCAACUUGAACAACGAAGGGACGCUCACUCCAACGCCAGCGAAGCCUAAGAAACGCUUGUCCUACUCAGGUGUGGUAAAGCCAACGCGGCAGUCCACCGAACCGUCGGCACGGUCCCAACGCGACGUGGUUGACAUUCGAUUUGGCGAGAUCGACAACAUUUUGACUGGACGCGGGUGGAAAUGCGUCGACGGUCCGCUUGGAUUUGUCUAUUGCAAACCCCAUGUCGUCGUGAGUGGCCGCAAAACCAAGUUCUCUGGCGAACCAGGCAAAGACUUCUUUUACGGCCGCGAUGACGUGGAAAAGUACGUGCGGUCGAACCCCCAUUUGCUCAAGUCGAUUCGCGAUGAGCUGAUGGCGCCAUCCUCCGACUCGGAAAUCGAAGCGCCGAAGAUAAAGUCGUCACCAGCCACCCCAAAGACCAAAGGACGAACAACUACACGAUUCAGUUCAUCGCCCAAAGGUCGCCAUCCACCCAAAACCAACGUGACCCCAAAAGCCAACUCGACUUCGAAAACACCACCGUCGAGAAAGUUGAACGAGGCCACCAAACCCUCUAGCCACACAAAACGACAAAAACAAGUUGUAUCGCCGGCUAUGCUGCUGCCACCAAAGAAUAAACACCGCCAAAGUCUGGGGUCCCCUGCCGACGGCAACGGUGGUUCAUCUGGGGCUGAGGGUACGUCCACAGUCAAGAGUCCCGUCCAAACAACAAAUGCCGGCACGAAGAAGCGACCAGCAGUCGCUUCAAAAGACGACGACGUAGCAUCGAAGAAGCCUCGUCGAGCACCUGUGGGGUCUCGAGGAGCUGACACGCCUAAUGCUGUGCAGCAAGUGCCGGAGGCGGUCGCCGUGGAAACCAGACAUAGUGACCUUUCCUCACGCACGAUCGACAUGGGCCAUGACCCGGUCGUCGCAGACAACGCCGAAGAACAGUCGUCGUUCUGGCGAUGCGCAAUACAGUGAAGGGGACAGUUAAUCAAGAUAGCGCUGGAAAGGUUUGACGUGUAAUACUACAGAUGAUUGCAUGA
Aphanomyces invadans is the source of this 1426-nucleotide messenger RNA. RefSeq lists its product as hypothetical. The transcript has a single exon. NCBI's taxonomy places the organism in Eukaryota, Oomycota, Saprolegniomycetes, Saprolegniales, Verrucalvaceae. The coding region runs from base 33 to 1361 and encodes 442 amino acids. The record is from RefSeq and is a predicted model, not a curated record.